AUGUGUGCUCUUUGUUAGGAGGCCUGCCCUUCUGUGAAGAACAUCCUUCUUCUGGAUUCCGAUGGGAAGCGUGUAGCGGUCAAAUAUUUCUCAGAUGACUGGCCAACAAAUGCUGCAAAGGAGGCUUUCGAGAGAGUUGUAUUCACCAAGACUCAGAAGACCAAUGCUCGCACUGAGGCUGAGAUAGCAAUGUUAGAGAAUUACAUUGUUGUUUACAAAUUUGUUCAAGACCUUCACUUCUUUGUUACUGGAGGAGAUGACGAAAACGAGCUUAUCUUAGCCACAGUCCUUACAGCUUUUUUUGAUUCCGUUGGCACUCUGCUCAGAGGCAAUGUGGACAAGAGGGAAGCUCUUGAAAAUUUGGAUCUCAUCCUAUUGUGCAUUGAUGAAAUUGUGGAUGGCGGCAUCAUUCUUGAGACUGAUCCAAAUGUUAUUGCUGGGAAAGUUGCAAGUAAUAGUAUAGAUUCUGCUGCUCCUCUGUCUGAACAGACACUAACUCAAGCAUUUGCCACAGCAAGGGAGCAUUUUACAAGAUCCCUACUUAAAUGAUCCGUAUGGUUUUUCGCAAUGGAGGAAACAUGUCUGUUGGUCUCUUAGAAACGUUUAUAAGAAUCUCACUUGUUAUUGUAUUCUGAACCUGGAUGAUGAUGACGCUUGAGCUGUGAAAAGUUACUUUGCAUGAGAAUAUAGUUCUAUUUUUUUUUCUUCUUUUUAAACACUUAUUCAUGUGACAUUUGUUUAUUCACCUACCCAUUACAUCUAUGAAAGGACAUUUCAUAUAA
Molecule: messenger RNA, 782 nt
Organism: Arachis duranensis
Lineage: Eukaryota; Viridiplantae; Streptophyta; Magnoliopsida; Fabales; Fabaceae
Product: coatomer subunit zeta-2
Exons: 5
Biological process (GO): intracellular protein transport; intra-Golgi vesicle-mediated transport; retrograde vesicle-mediated transport, Golgi to endoplasmic reticulum
Cellular component (GO): COPI vesicle coat
Source: RefSeq, a predicted model, not a curated record